AAAAAACGAGGCCCUUAAACUUAACAAAAUUGGAAAAGGUCCGGAGAAUUUAACGGUAUUACCGAAUCCCAAAACGGUGCGUAUUAAGGUAGUGAUAAAACCCCAAAUCUGAAGAGACGGAACUAAAACCCUAAAGCGCUCUCGAAAGUCAGAUCUCUGUGCCAGUCUGCUGCUUCAAGUUCAAGAGUAGAGUUGGGAGCCUAUGGCUUUCAGUAUGAAAGAAGCUUCAGCAGGACAACAAGUACAACCUGCCCCAAGAUUGCAGAUUUACUCCACCUCAGACACAGUCUCUCCCUUCUGGAGAGACAAGUAUGAAAGAGAGGCUAAGAAGUACUGGGAUGUCUUUUAUAAGCGACAUCAAGAUAGGUUUUUUAAAGAUCGGCACUACUUGGAUAAGGAAUGGGGCCAAUACUUCUCUGGAGCUGGGCAGAAAGUCAUUCUAGAGGUCGGCUGUGGAGCUGGAAACACCAUCUUUCCACUGGUUGCGACAUAUAAUGACAUUUUUGUCCAUGCUUGUGAUUUUUCACCAAAUGCUGUUAACUUGGUUAAGAAACAUAAAGACUUCACAGAGUGUCGAGUUAAUGCAUUCGUUUGUGAUUUGACCAUUGACGAUCUGACUAAACAGAUAUCUCCAUUUUCAGUAGAUAUUGUAACCAUGAUCUUUGUGUUAUCUGCAGUAUCUCCUGAGAAGAUGUCUCUGGUAGUGCAGAAUAUAAGAAAAAUUCUCAAGCCAGGUGGUCGUGUUCUGUUUCGCGAUUAUGCUACUGGUGACCUUGCUCAGGAAAGAUUGAACUGCAAGGACCAAAAGAUUAGUGAAAACUUUUAUGCCAGAGGGGAUGGCACUAGGGCUUUCUACUUCUCUAAUGAGUUCUUGACAAGCUUAUUUAAAGAAAAUGGUUUUGAUGUUGAGGAACUUAAUUUGUGCUGCAAACAAGUUGAGAACCGGUCGCGGGAGUUGGUGAUGAAUAGGCGGUGGGUUCAAGCUGUAUUCUGCCUUUUAGAUAACUCCAAUACCAACCCAGAAGCUCCAUUCAGGAUAGACUAUCCUGGUCAAGAGAAAAUGGAGCUGGAGCUGGAUGUUGACGAUAGCAUCUUGAGUAGUACUGUCAAUGAUUUGGACGUUGACAUGUCCGAUGGUGUGGCAGCAGACAUGUUUGGUCUUCCAACUAACACUGAUAGUGAUAAUGAACUAAUUGAGCUCAAGCUGGGAGGUUGGACUCUCAAAAUCAAAGUCCUAUCUAAAGAGAACCAACACACCUGCAAAUCGACUGGUUUAAUGUUAUGGGAAUCUGCUCGGUUUAUGGCUCCUAUUUUAGAAAGAAAUCCAACUAUUGUUGCUGGGAAACGGGUGUUGGAGUUGGGUUCUGGUUGCGCAGGCAUUUGCUCUAUGAUUGCUGCCAGACCUGCGGAAUUUGUGUUUGCCACUGAUGGAGACACAAAAGCACUUGACCUUCUCACGGAAAAUGUCAUGUCCAAUCUUAGACCUCCAAUUUCAGACAAGUUUACCACAAGAAUAUUAGAAUGGGGAAAUAAAGACCAUAUAGAAGCCAUCAAGCGAAUUAACAGCGGAGGAUUUGAUAUCAUAUUAGGUACAGAUGUCACUUACAUACCUGAUGCUAUUUUGCCUUUGUUUCAAACUGCAAAGGAGUUGAUUUCAUCUACUAACAAGGAUCAUCAAGCAGCCCUGAUCCUUUGUCAUAUUUUUCGACGGGUAGAUGAACCUUCCAUACUUUCAGCAGCUUCUCAAUUUGGUUUUAAGCUAGUCGAUAAGUGGCCUGCAGAAAUUUCUAUUAAUGCAUCACAGAGCAUCAUCAAUUCUUGGUUCCCUGAAAAUGGCUCAGAAGAUGUAUCAAGGGGGCCGUUACAUAUUUUGUACUUCCACAAGGAGUAAGUCGAUCUGGGAUCCAUUUUAUUUCAUUCUUUCUUCUGUUAAGACAGAAGUACAUCAAGAAAAAAGGUUCACUAUCGCCCAUAUAAUGUCUGUAGUCCUUGUUGUACCAUCAACUUAUAGUCAUUUUAAUUUGCUUGAUUGUAAAGAUUCGAAAUUGGAUCUUCCCCCGAAUUUAUCAAGUUCGGUGAGUAAUUUAAUCUUGUUGUACUAUCAACGUACUAUCAGCAUGUAUCUACUUGAAG
Messenger RNA from Argentina anserina (silverweed cinquefoil), 2133 nucleotides. RefSeq lists its product as uncharacterized. NCBI's taxonomy places the organism in Eukaryota, Viridiplantae, Streptophyta, Magnoliopsida, Rosales, Rosaceae. The transcript is spliced from 13 exons. The record is from RefSeq and is a predicted model, not a curated record. The coding region runs from base 203 to 1891 and encodes 562 amino acids.